Molecule: messenger RNA, 789 nt
Organism: Setaria italica (foxtail millet)
Lineage: Eukaryota; Viridiplantae; Streptophyta; Magnoliopsida; Poales; Poaceae
Product: putative disease resistance protein RGA3
Exons: 4
Coding region: 1-789 (262 amino acids)
Source: RefSeq, a predicted model, not a curated record
AUGCUCGCUGAGCUGAACGAGCAGGGGAAGUGCUACAGCUUAGGCCAUAUGGUUGCCCCCUCUGUGCCGCUAUUUGUCGACCCCAGUUGCCUCGUCGGCCUUGAUGGGCAAAUCGAGAAGGUGGCCAACAUGGUCAUGGACGUUGGCGACAAGCCUCAACUAAAGAUCGUCUUCAUUGUCAGGAUGGUUGGCUCCGAGAAGACGACGCCUGCCAAUGAGGCAUUCAUCUUUGUUGGAUGGAAACCGGACCUCAAGAAGACCCUCGUGGAUAUGUUCUUGAAACUCGCCAACAGACACUACGUCGAUGACGACAUUCACCACCUCAUCGCAAGUAUUAGAGAAAUAGUGGAAAAGGAAAGGUGCCUUAUUGUGGUUGAUGAUUUAUGGAGUAGGGAACACUGGGAAAUCAUGAAGGCCAGCUCCACACCUCGCUUGACAAAUCUUGGCUGCUUGGUGCGUGUGCUUGACCUCGAAGGCUGUGAUGGUCCAGUAUGCCUUGAUGGCCUCAACAAUCUACCUCUUUUGAGGUAUCUUAGCCUCAGAGGCACUGAUGUCAGUGAACUACCAGCAGCAAUUUGGGAGCUAAGGUGCCUGGAGACACUGGAUAUUAGAUCCACAAAGGUGAAAGAGCUGCCUCACAGCAUUGGGGCGCUACUGCGUCUGAGGUACUUGAACAUUCGAGAUACUGAUGUCAGUGAGCUUCCCGCGACAAUAGGGGAGCUAAGGUACCUGGAGACCCUGGAUAUGAGAUCCACAAUGGUGAAAGAGCUGCCUCCCAGCAUUCUUUGA